Messenger RNA from Linum trigynum, 3117 nucleotides. The record is from the annotation of a GenBank genome assembly. Lineage: Eukaryota; Viridiplantae; Streptophyta; Magnoliopsida; Malpighiales; Linaceae.
GUCCGGCGCCUUCCUUAAUCCUGUAAACGGCGCCGGGCAGCUUCCUCUCCCUCCAGCUCUCUGUUUCCUUUCUUGCGUCUAAAGAAAACCCUCAGCUGGUUUCUUUCGCCUUUCCUCUUCGCCGUAGAAACAACUGGACGAGGGCAGAGAGAAGAACAGACGACGAUGUCCGCCACCGUUGCCGAUUUAGCGGCGCGUUCCUCUGCCGCCGCCGCUUCUUGUCAGGCAUCGCGUUACGUCCUGAAGUCGUCCUCUCACCUCGCGACCGCUGUUGCCGCUGCCGUCGUCGGCUAUCGGUAUGCGCCUCACUUUCUAUUUCGCCUUCUCUUCUUAUUCGCCGAAUUUGCAUGCUACAAGAUUAAGAACAACCUCGAAAUCCCGAAUAGAACGCAAACGAAGUAACUCCGAAAUUAAAUGGGGGUAUAGGGUUGCGAUUAUUUGGAUUUCAUUGGUUUUCAUUUUUGUUAAUUUAAGGGUUGAAUUCCUUUUGCGUUUUCUAGAUUUUGUGAUUGAACAGGGUUUGGUUGAUAAGGUUUUGAAGAACGAUUGUGCUGAUUUUGGUGGAGAAUGUUACCAUUUUUAGGGUUUUGUGCAAACCAACAGAUGUUACUUUUCCUUUACGAUUCCUCUGUCCUCGUACUGUUCUCAGCUUUGUGGAGGAUAAUCAGCAAUUUGAAUUCAGUAGUCAGUACUUCAUUUCCUGUUGUUCUCUGUUAUUUUUCAAGGUGAAUGAACGAGUUUAGGAUUUCAAAGCUUCAACUCCAUCGAUUGUUGUUUGUAACAACAGGUGCCUUUUCUUCUUUUUACCUCAUAGAAUGCAAUUGAAGAGGAUUUGCAAACAAAGGGUUUAGUGUUGUAGAAAGUAUGUUGCUGCCCUUCUGGUAUACAACCCUCGUCGUGCGAUUAUGUUUAUGGGGAAGUAGAAAAUUGCAGGCUUGCUAUCUGAAUGAAAUAUUUAUGGUGGUUGUGAAAAUUCUAUUUUCUCAUUCAAAAAUAUGUUCUUCUUUUAUGGGUAUCUACCCUUUCCCCAUUCUGAGAGAAAAGAUGCUGCUUAUUCUUUGAGUUAUCCAACUUCAGGAGUAGUUUUUUAUGGAAUUUUCUAGGUGCUAAUUGGUAGUCAUUUGAGUUCCAUAGAGCUACAUAUGUUUGUCAUACUUCAUAGGAAAGUAGAAGCUCCAAUCACUUUAACUAGGUUCUAGGUGCUAAUGUACAUAUUAACUGUUCGUUCCAACCAGGUACAACGACACUGUUGGAAAAGGUUUCCGCAAGAUCACAGGAAGACGAACUCUUAACUUUUUGCCGGAUAGAUCCAGCAUCGUGUGCCAGCCUAACUCAGCUGCAUUGCCUAGUUUGUCCCUCAGCCAAAGUCCAUAUGGACCGAAUCAGAUCCAGCAUAUCAGUACUUCAAAAGGUCAGUUCUCUCGUUUUGCUUCUGUCAAACUAAGAUCGAGUAAUGGGUGAUAAUGGCUGUGCCCUUGUGUCUUAGAUGCAUAAUUCUAGGCUGAAAGUGACUUGGUUAUGUAUAUAUUUGGACAUUUAUAGGAACAAAAGUUCGUGGAUUUUCCAUAUCUACAUGUGCUUUAAAGGUCAGUUUCGUUGGGAAUAGUGAAUUUCAGCUUAUAACUUUAGGAAGAUUAGACUGGACGACCUCUGCUCUGGUGUUUUGUUUAAUGGAAAAUAUCUUACUGCAUUUUAAAGCGUAAACGGCAAACCAUGGCCCAACCUAACUUGCGGUAGGUUACACAUUUCUAAGGUUUGAGAAAUGAAAAGUUUAGCUGCACUUUUAGAUUGAGAUUACAUUGCAUAUCAUAAGUUUACAACUCAAACUCACGUCAGAAUGAACAAGGUAGUAAAACCAUGGAUUCUAUCUGGAAUCCAAAGGAAAGGUAAGUCGAAAGUUUAAAAGCAAAUUGCAGAAUCUUAUAGAAAUAGAUAUAAUUACCAAUAACACUCUAUAUGCUUGUCGAAUAUAAAUUUUUGGAUAACAAAAUCAUGAUCUUAAUUAUGAUCAAUAUCUAUUAGGUUUGACUUGUUAGAAUAUCUAAUCACCAUAUCCAGGAAGAAGCGUAUACAAGUGUGGAUUUUACCCUGAUUUUGCCCAGUUGAUUGAUUCCACUAGUGUGACAAGUACCUUUUACAUGAAACCAAACUAUACUUGAUGAAUGAACCCAUGAAAGAAUAGGCUUUUAGGACUCAACAUGGGAUUUUGACUACCCUGACAUUGAACUUUCAAUUUGCAGAAAUCCCUUCUAUGAACAUUUCCUCCACAUCAACCUCACUUUUCAAAUUUCAAGAUGGUGAAUCCUCAUACAAUCUUCCAAAGCUACGCAGAAGAGCAUCCAUAAAACCAGCAAAAGCAUACAAGAGCUUCCACUCUCCAGUCUUGGCCGAGAAGCCAGAAUGGUGGUGGAGGACAUUAGCAUGUGUCCCUUAUUUGAUUGCCUUGCAGAUAUCAGCUGCAGGAUACUACAUCCAGCCCUUACUAGAACACUAUGCCUGCUUCGAAAACUUGAUCUUCUUCGUUCCUGGAGCAAUCACACGGCUACCCAUGUGGUUUACAUUGCUCUACUGCUUCUUUGCCUACGGUGGGAUUGUGAAGAACAAAGAAUGUCCUCACUUCUUCAGGUUCCAUCUCAUGAUGGGAUUGCUGUUGGAGACAUCGUUGCAGAUAGUAUGGUUCAUUAGCAAUUUCUUCCCUUUGAUUCACUUCGGGGGAAGGUUGGGAAUGUACUAUUGGGCAGGAGUUGGGUUUGCUUAUAUACUGAUUCUGCUGCAGUGUGUGAGGUGUGCCCUUGCAGGGGGCUAUGCUCACGUACCUUUCAUUUCAGAGAAUGCGUAUAUUCAUACCCAGUUCAACAUUGGUGGUUUACAAAGGCCCUGGUGAAAGAAAGAUGAAUGUUAAUGGCUUGGAAAGAGAAGAGGGCUAGUAUCUAUUGGAUAUUGAUGAAAAGAUGGUUUGUAGAGUAGAUUAGAAGAAGUUUUUGUAACCUUUAUCAUUAUGUAAGCUUCAGUUUUAUCCUUUCUAUUCCCCUUAGCCCCAGGGGUUUCGAACCUUGAUGACAUUAUUUUAUUGAUAUAUUACUAUGUAUCAUUUAUAAAUAAAUCAAUAAUGAUGUU